Molecule: messenger RNA, 447 nt
Organism: Pollicipes pollicipes
Lineage: Eukaryota; Metazoa; Arthropoda; Thecostraca; Pollicipedomorpha; Pollicipedidae
Exons: 4
Coding region: 67-447 (126 amino acids)
Source: RefSeq, a predicted model, not a curated record
GGCAGCCCGGCGCCGCGCACGCCCCGCCUGCCCAUCGGCACCAGGGUCAAGCUCGUCAACGGCGACAUGGUGUACGACAGCAUUAACCAGGGCCGGCGGGUAGACGUGCUGUGGCCCGACGAUAGGUGGCGCCAGCACGGCGGCAAGAACCACUGGGGCUCCUGGCUGCCGGACGGCCGGCAGGGCACGGUGGUGCACUUCUGGUGUCCGUCGCACCCCGACAGGCGCUACCGGUCGCACGUGGACCGCACGACUCCGCGGCCCACCCACCCGACGUGCCGCCCUCAUCUCACCUGCCCCGCCGCGCCCCCAGGUCGCACGUCGCACGUGGACCGCACGAUCCUGCUGCUGGAGAUGAACGGUGGCAACUACGUGCCGGUGGCCGAGGCCGGCUGCCAGCCGGUCGACGACGCGCUCACGGAGCCCGAGCGGGUGGUCGAUGUGUGA